Messenger RNA from Hemibagrus wyckioides, 2405 nucleotides. It is a transcript of the gene kcnj12a, whose product is annotated as potassium inwardly rectifying channel subfamily J member 12a. Gene Ontology annotation, cellular component: plasma membrane. The transcript is spliced from 2 exons. Lineage: Eukaryota; Metazoa; Chordata; Actinopteri; Siluriformes; Bagridae. Gene Ontology annotation, biological process: regulation of monoatomic ion transmembrane transport; potassium ion import across plasma membrane. The coding region runs from base 682 to 1965 and encodes 427 amino acids. The record is from RefSeq and is a predicted model, not a curated record. Gene Ontology annotation, molecular function: inward rectifier potassium channel activity.
AGCAGCAGAUCAUAUUGCAAAGAUGAAGAGAGCAGCCGAGGACGAGGGAAGUGAACUAUUCCUCCGUUUCAUCCCUCGAUUCCUGCACUCCUCUGGACUUUGAUGCUGAGGGACCAAGAAGGGAUUUUUCCCACAGGAAAGGAGAGCACCUAUACACACACACACGCACACACACGCGCACACACACACACACACACACACACACACACUGCUCAGGACCAAAACCCACUUUUUUGGAGGAGUUUAUCUGGAGACGCUGAAUUAUAGAGGAAAAGGAAAGAAAGACGAGACACUCAGGAGUGGAGUCUGGUCUGUGUGUGUGUGUGUGUGUGUGCGUGUGUGAGAGAGAGAGAGAGAGAGAGAGAAUCAGAGAUGGACGGAGUGUAUGUGUCCACCGGGAGCUGCUGCAGCCCCUCUGAUCAAAUGCUCCAGUUUGGAUAACACACACACACACACACACACACACACACACACACUGAGCAGCUGCAGGAAACACAAGGCUUCUGGAUUUUCCCAUCGCUAUUCCUAGAGCUGCUCCAAACCUGUCUGCUCCAACCCCUCCACUGACACCCCAGGACUGAACCACUGCCACAUGACGGGGAGUCAGUGAAGGGGGAAAUACUCAUCCUUUACUGUUAGUACAUUCCAACUGAAGAGGAAAUAAAAACAGACAGAUAAAAGAUGAGUGUGAGCCGCAUGAGCCGAUACAGCAUUGUGUCUUCGGAGGAGGACGCCCUGCGCCUGACCACCGUCCACGGCGGCGGCGGCGUGAAUGGCUAUGGGAAUGGGAACGGGAAGAUCCACACUCGCAGGAAAUGCCGUAACCGCUUCGUGAAGAAGAACGGACAGUGCAACGUCCAGUUCACCAACAUGGAGCAGAAAUCUCAGCGCUACCUGGCCGACAUCUUCACCACCUGCGUGGACAUCCGCUGGCGCUAUAUGCUGCUGGUGUUCACGCUCGUGUUUGUGGUGUCCUGGCUGGUGUUCGGUUUGGCCUUCUGGGUAAUCGCACUGCUCCACGGCGACCUGGACAACCCUGCAGGCGACGACAGUUUCACGCCUUGCGUCCUGCAUGUGAACGGCUUCUUGGCAGCGUUUCUGUUCUCCAUCGAGACGCAGACCACCAUCGGGUAUGGGUUCCGCUGUGUGACAGAGGAGUGUCCAGUCGCCAUCUUCCUUGUAGUCUUCCAGUCCAUCGUGGGCAGCAUUAUCGAGUGCUUCAUGAUCGGUGCCAUCAUGGCAAAAAUGGCACGGCCCAAAAAGCGUACUCAGACUCUUCUGUUCUCCAAAAAUGCCGUCAUCGCCAUGAGGGAUGGGAAACUCUGCCUCAUGUGGCGCGUCGGGAACCUUCGUAGGAGCCACAUUGUUGAGGCUCACGUCCGAGCACUGCUAAUCAAACCGCGUGUGACCGCUGAGGGAGAGUACAUCCCGCUGGACCAGCUGGAUAUUAACGUCGGCUUUGAUCAAGGACUCGAUCGGAUCUUCUUGGUCUCGCCGAUCACCAUUUUGCACGAGAUUGACGAGGAGAGUCCGCUGUAUGGAAUCAGCAAGCGAGAUCUGGAGACGGCAGACUUCGAGAUCGUGGUGAUCCUGGAGGGGAUGGUGGAGGCCACUGCCAUGACGGCACAGGCUCGGAGCUCCUACUUGGCAAGCGAGAUCCUGUGGGGUCACCGGUUUGAGCCGGUGCUCUUCGAGGAGAAGAAUGAGUACAAGGUGGACUACUCUCACUUCCACAAGACCUAUGAGGUUCCGUCUACGCCUCGCUGUAGCGCUAAAGACAUGCUCGAGAGCAAGUGUGUGUCUGCUGCUGACAACGCCUCCACGUUCUGCUACGAGAACGAGCUGGCGCUGCUCAACCGCGACGAAGAAGACGAGGAGGAAUGCAGCCAGAGAGAACGGCAAGACUUUGAACAGAUCUCUCGGAGCCUCGAGCAAAGGUCUUACCGCCGCGAGUCCGAGAUUUAACCCUCUGACCUUUUGAUACAUCUUAGUUUAACAAUGCAGAACAAUGCAAAAGUGCCAUAAUAAGAGGCUUAGAGCUGUGCACAGUGAGGUGAGAGUGUGUGUGUGUGUCUCUGUGUGUGUGUGUGUGUGUGUUAUAGAAAGAGACUGUGAGUGAAAUUCUGUAAGCGAGAUGAUGCACAGUUCAGGCCAGAGACUUUUUUUUAAAUCCUGCACGGAAACUUGAAUCUUUUCCUUCUUCUUGUUUUAUUUUUCAUAAAUCGGGUUUAGUUUAAAUCUAAUCUUCUGAAUUUGUAAAUAUUUUUGAGUAGAUAGUUUAUGAUUUUGUGUGGAUUAUUGCUUUAGAGAGAGAGCGGGAGAGAUAAAGAUAGAGAGAGGUAGAGGGAGGAUUCUUUUUUUUUUUGUCAAGUUGUCUAGCACUACUGAUUCCAAAUGCCCACACA